Messenger RNA from Ceratitis capitata (Mediterranean fruit fly), 1889 nucleotides. Its product is annotated as suppressor APC domain-containing protein 2. The transcript has 3 exons. The coding region runs from base 306 to 1826 and encodes 506 amino acids. Lineage: Eukaryota; Metazoa; Arthropoda; Insecta; Diptera; Tephritidae. The record is from RefSeq and is a predicted model, not a curated record.
AACAAGCCUUAGCGGGUUCAUAGCAUAUAGUAAGUUUUGGCUACUCGGCGCAUACAGAUUGCAUUCCGCACACCGUGCACUGUCGGGGAAUUCUCUAACAUAAAUAAAUAAAAGUGCGCAUAUUUGAAUUGAAAUAAUUAAACAUUAUAAUAUUGUAAUUAAUUAAUAUAUUUCCUUUAAAACUGUGCACGUGGAAUUAACUGGAUGUUACUUUAUGUGGCACUGUGCGCGCAACAACUUGUUACAUAGCUCUUAGGCGGCGACCAAAAAAAAAGCGGUUUGACAAGACAACUUUCCUUCUAAUUAUGUUGCGACACAAUGGGACAGAUAUGAUGAACGCGUCUUGUAAUAAAAAACUGAAUUCAAAUAUAACGAAUAUGAACGGUUGUGGUACUACAUCAGGUAGUCCAAUGGACGCACUGCCCAAACAAUUUGUAGCUUCAAUGAAAACACUCUUCGACAUUUUGGAUGAUCAGCAUACGGGAUUUGUCCGAUUCGUGGACAUUGAAAAAGGUUGGCAAGAUGAUGGUUGUAAAGGGUUACCUCACGGUGUGAUUGACUCACUCCGAAAGGUGACACCCACGAGUGGUCUGCUGUCGUUCGAUCGCUUCUGCGCCGGCUUAAAGUUAUGUCUCUUACGCAAUCAAAGUACAACUUUGAGCAAUGCACCAACAAGCGGUAAUGAUAUGGGAGUACAUACUAGUGUCUCGCCUAUGAAACCACCGCGCCCACCCUCUGCACCACUUUUAGAUGUCGAUAAUGCUGUGCAUGGUAACCCUAAUUGGUUAGGCAACAACACCACUACCGCCACUGUGCGUCCACAUAAAAUUGUCUCUGCACAUCGGGCCCUUAGUCUGCCACAGUUAAGUCCGGAUUCUGAAAUGGAGGCAGAAAUGAUAAACACCAAUGUUUAUAACUCUCCACCGCCACCACCAAAGCCACCCCGUGCUUCGGCGGUUAGAGAGCACGGUGGACCGAAUACGUCAGCACCACCUAUGGAUAAAGCGGAAAUUCGGCACGCUUUGCAAAACUGGCAAAUGGGUAUACUCUUAAAUGAAAUGGGUGCACAGGAGCAGCGCAGUACGGGCUACAUGUAUAAUCAGUUCCCUUACCGCGGAUGUGCCGAUGGUGGUUCGUCAUCAACUACUGACAGUGUUAAUGGGAAUGUGGGAACUCUUCAUUCGAAAAAGGCAUGUUCCAAGCGUAGAGAGCCACGACGACAUACUUUACAAAAUGGCAUUGAUUAUAAUAUGUUAAAACGUCUUAAACAAUUUGAAGAGGAACGUGAAGUACUCUUAACGGGACUAGAAGCGGUAGAGAAAGCGCGUGAUUGGUAUUUACAACAAAUUGCUAAUGUGCAGGAGAAGAUUAAAUACUUGGGACGCAUGGGGCAUGUGGAACAGUGGUCAGAGGUUCAACAAGAACGAUUAGAGUUUCAAAGAGCUCGUGUUUACGAGGUCAACCGAAAUUUGACAGCUCUUGCUGACUGCUGGGAACGUGGAGGAUUUCCCUUACAUUUCAAUCUUGCUAUUAGGACAUCCGGCAAAGUAUUAAGUCAACGUAACGGUAACAGCAGCAGUAGUGGAGCGCUAUUUCAACCCGUAGACCGCCUGCGUCAACAAAAUCAUAAUCUCUCGAAUGAAGUAAAUUUGAAAAGCGACCGAAUAGCUUUAUUAGAGCGCGAAAAGCAGUCAUUGAUGAGGGAGUUGUAUGAGCUGAGACAAACAGUUGGUAUUGUGGGACGAAGUUCAGGUUUUGUAACAGUACUCGGUCAAUCCUCGCCUUCAUCUUCUGGAGGCCUUGGCGAGGCGGAUGUUGUUUUUUAAUGUAAUAAAUAGAAUAAAAAUAUAGACAAUGAAUUUGAGCAUUUGUACACGCACUACGUUGAA